AUGUCUAGUACAAACCAUUCAUCGGAUCUCUUGAACGUGAACGGCAAGAACAAAGCACUUGAUGAGCUUGUCAAUACCAACAGUAAUGCAAACAAAAGCAACAAAAGCAUCAAUGACAUUUCAUCCAUGUUGAUUGAUUCAGAGAGCAAAAAGACAUUUCCGGUUGGACAAAGCGAUAUUUUAUCCAGAGUACAAGCCUUUUUACCUCAAUUGAAGAAUGCCAAUGAACAGCUCAAAAAAUCAGAUCCGUCUAAAUUAGACAUUGAAAAUGUGGAUGAAGAAGACGGCCAAUACAUUGAAAUGAAUCUUGGAUUGGGUGUUUACGAGGAAAAGAAGCCAGGACAAUUGGAUAGCGAAGAUGAUGAGGAUGAGGAUAGUGAUGAGGAGAAAUUGAUUAUACCCAAUAGUGCACCUGUUGAAAAAUCAAAGAAGCCUUCGAUUGAAAUGCUGGAUGAAUAG
Mucor velutinosus is the source of this 459-nucleotide messenger RNA. RefSeq lists its product as uncharacterized. The record is from RefSeq and is a predicted model, not a curated record. Gene Ontology annotation, biological process: box C/D snoRNP assembly. Gene Ontology annotation, molecular function: box C/D methylation guide snoRNP complex binding. The transcript has 4 exons. The coding region runs from base 1 to 459 and encodes 152 amino acids. NCBI's taxonomy places the organism in Eukaryota, Fungi, Mucoromycota, Mucoromycetes, Mucorales, Mucoraceae.